AAGUAUGCUUUCUUCCCCGGCUGCGUUUCCCAGGGAGCCGCGCCGGAACUCUAUCCUGCAGCUAGAUUGAUCUGCGACCGCCUCGGCAUUGAUCUGGAAGAGAUUCCGGGUUGGACCUGCACCGGGGCCGGAGUAUUGCAAGAGAAAAACCAGUUCUUUGGCGAUACCUUGAAUGCCCGCAAUUUUGCCAAGGCGGAACAGAUGGGCCUCCCCAUUCUGACCAUUUGCAGCACCUGCCAGGGCGUUAUGGCCCAGGCAAAUAAGCGAAUGCUCAAAGACCCUGAAUACCUGACAGAGAUCAAUUCCCACUUGGCUGAAGAGGGAUUGGAAUACAAGGGCACUGCCGAGCCCAAGCAUCUUCUUUGGAUCCUGAUUGAGGAUGUGGGACUGGACAAGGUUACCGAGCUUGUUACCCGUCCAUUGGCUGGAAUUCGAAUGGCCCCCUUUUACGGCUGCUACAUAGUGCGUCCUACUGAGGCGCUGGACAUCGAGGAGCAUCCGGAACGCCAGACGUCGCUGGAGACGCUAAUUGAGACCUUGGGCGCUACGGUUGUCGACUUUGAGGGCAAGACCCGCUGUUGCGGUUUUCCGAUCCUGACGAUCAAUGAGAAGAACUCCAUGGCGAUGGUGGGAAAACACACUUCCGAGGCCAAGGACUUGGGUGCCGAUGCCAUGGUCACGCCAUGUCCCCUUUGUCAUCUCAACCUCGACGGGUACCAGCCAAAAGCGGCGGCCCAGUUGAAGCGUAAGGUUGACUUGCCUAUUCUGCAUAUGCCUCAAGCCAUCGGGCUGGCCAUGGGCAUCUCCCCACAAGAGCUUGGCCUUCAAAAGCAUAUAAUGAGUACUCAACCGUUGACUGUUAAGCUGGGUGCAGGUCGGUAA
Molecule: messenger RNA, 882 nt
Organism: Geodia barretti
Lineage: Eukaryota; Metazoa; Porifera; Demospongiae; Tetractinellida; Geodiidae
Source: the annotation of a GenBank genome assembly